AAAUUAGCAAAUGAAUAAAACCUCACAUACUGACACUCAGUUCCCACGCUGAGGUUGUGGGUGUGUUGGUUUGUGUGUGUGUGUGUGUUUGCCCCCCCUCUUUAAAAUACAUUUGUUGUGAAGAUUCUGUGUGGGAGAAUGUAUACAUUAGCUGCCACUGUGCCACUGAGCAAUUCACGUUUAAACAUAUGUAUUACAUGAAAAAAAUCAGUACUGCUAAGAAAGGAUCAAUCCUGAUUUAUCCUCAGAGUGGAAAUGAAGUUGUUGCAGGAUCACAAGAACAGAAAUAAGUAAAGAUAAAUAGAGAAAGUAAAAAGAAAAGAAUAAGAAGAAGCUAAAAUAGAAUAGGAGUAAAAAUAGAAACAAGGGCAAUUAAAGACAAAGUUACAAGGUCAAAUUACAGUAAUGUGGUUAUAUUAGUAGUAUAAUAGUAUAUUUGUAAACAAGAAUCAUAAAUAUAAAAUAGAAAUUUACAGUAAAAAUAUGUAAAAUAUUAAUGUUUUAAAAAUGAUAAGAGCUGUACAGUGUUUAAAAGGAAGAGGAACUUAAGAAUAUCCAAAUAUUCACAGUAUGAUGAAUAUGUGAAAUGUGUGAAAAUAAUAAUUAUAAUACUUCAGAUAGAAGAGAAUUACACAAUUUUAAUGUGUGUGUAACGUUAUCAGGAAAAUUAACUUAAAGUAUUGAAGUAAAAGUACUGAAGAUGCAACCGAAACAGGUUCCAUCAUAUUAUGACUUUAAAUUAUUAUUGUCGUUGAUGCAGUAACAUAUAAGAUGCAUUCUGAUACAUAGAGGAGCUUAUUAUGAAGAAAUUGUUUAUUUCUCACUUUCUACACAGUUGGUGGUUUGAUUCACUGAAUAAUGAUGUGUUGUGUUUUAUAUGUUCAAUAUAGUUUUAUUUUAAAUCCUCGUCUGCAUAUUAAAGACAGGUACCUGAUAGAAGUAGCAGUAUAAAGUACAGGUACCUCAACAUUGUAUUUAAGUACUCUCUCUCUCUGUGGUCUCUCGACUAUUACUGUCUGUCGGCCGUGGUCCUGAGCUGCUGCUCUAUCGCCGUGGCGACAGAGAGCAGCCUGGUCGCCAUGGGAGACGAGACAGAAAUAAGUGUGUGUCAUUACGUGUGUGUGUGUGUGUGUUUUCAUCUCCCACAUAUAAUUACAAUGACACAGAACCCAAAGUUAAAGUGCUGCUGUCACACACAUAUAACUGAGACUGUGUGUGUGUGUGUGUGUGCAUGUGUGUAUAUGUGUGUGUGUGUUAAGCUGCCUAGACCAUCAUGACGUAAUUGUUUUUCUGCUGUUUUUUAGUUUUCUGCCUCGUCACAACUGAAGAGUCUUCACAAAACACUAAAGGGUGGUGUGAGUAAAACAAUACUGAUAACAGUAGUACUAGCUGUACUGUAGUACUAGCUGGUGUACUAGCUUCAGUACUGGGCAGUAUGGCUCCUGUAGUAGUAGUACUGUAGCACUUUCUGCAGUUUUAGUAAUACAAUGUUUUAGACACACAUAACAAAAGCAGCCGACUUCGACUACAUGAGGCCCUUAAAACCUCUUAAUGCAGGACUUUUGCAUUGUGAUAUUUGUACUUUCAUUCAGAUCUGAGUACAUUUUUUAAAUUGUUACUUUUGCACAUGGGAACUACUGCAUGCUUGAUGGACUAGUUGGACAUUUUAGGGAAAUGCAGUUAGCUUAGUUUAGCACAAAGACUGGAAACAGGGGGAAACAGGUAGCAGCUAGAUGUAUAAGGUGUGAAUCAGGGAGCUUUAGAGGAGCCGGUAGGUGGAUUAUUUUAUUAUUGUUGGACAGAGGCUAGCUCCUUUAAUUACCCCAUGAUCUUUUCUCUACUGCCACCCUCAGGACACACAUUGCAUACGUAGCUGCACUAUGGAAGGUAGUCAGACAUUAACUGCGGUUGUUUUUGUUCCUCUCCCUGCCGGCGUUUCAUCUCCAAUAUGAAAUUACCCAGAAUAUAAUCCUUCUCUGUUUUCUGCAUUUGCAUAUUUCAUUAAUUGGUUGGUUCAUCCUGUGUGUGUUUACAGCCCCAGCAGGGUUUCUAGAAAUAAUAACGUGGAUCACAUUUAGCUCCCGGAAACACGCAGUCUCAUUAGAUACAGACAACUCUGCAGGAAAAAAAAGAAGUGUUGUCUUGAUGUGACGCUCAGAUCAGACCAGCACCCUGAGGUGGGAGGGGGAAUUCAGAUGGCACUACAUGUUGCUGCUUAAUUUGUUUGAAAAUUCAUUAUUAGUUGUAAAUAUUGCAGGUGCCUACUUUAAUGUGUCCAGCUGUGAUUGGAUGAAAACUUGAAAUAGGACAUCGCAUUGGAGCACAAGGACCCGCAGCUGUAACCAUCAUGUAUUACGUGUGACAAAUUAUCCCUCACACACACACACACACUCACACAGAGUAAAUGAGGUGGAGGCCUCCUGUGGUGAAGUGUCUGAUGUGCUUUAAUGGGACUCUGCGAUGAAUGUUGGCCUGUUGGUUCAAUUCCAGCCAAAAUGUAUUUUCCUGUCUAAAACCCAAACAUGUUCAGUAUAUAAUAAUGAUAUAUAAUAUAUCAGGUUUUAUUGUAUAAUUUGUAGUCUGUCCGUGUUUUCACGCAUCUUUAAAAAACCUGUCUGGCUGACGCUUCCCCUUUAAGAGAUCCAGGAAGUGCAGGGGAGCAAGGGGGCGGUGGCUGAGGGGAGGGGCUUAUUGAAGAAACAGGUGUGUGUGCUGACAGGGAUGAUGUCAUUCUCUUGCUGAGUCACCUGGGAGACGGCUGCUGAGCUUAGUGUGGACAGAGAGAGAUAGAGGGAUAGAGGAGGAGGAGGCAAAGGGCUGCCUUCAUCACUCCUGCUUUUCUCCCUGAGGAGGUGUCGGUGUGAGGAAGCAGGUCCAGCAGAGGAGGAGGAGGAGGAGAAGGAGAAGGAGGAGGAAGAGGAGGUAUUUGAAUACUGCUGUCAAGAUCCGUCCUGAGCCUCUGACUAGCCUUUUGGCUAGUGUGGUGAUGAUGAUGAAGAGGAGGAUGACGCGAGGUCACGGCUCAGCUGCACAUAUUGCCGUGUGAAAGGAGCGCAAAGGUUGUCGCACCUGCAACACUCGGACACGGAGAGGGCUGAGUCCUUGAAAGUGUGAAGAAGAAGAGCGCAGGAAGUUCACACAGAAAACCUUUGGAAUUUAUGGACCUAAAACCUGAGAUACAGAAGUUUUUUUUAAUAUUUUAGUGCAGUUUUUGGAAUUAAAAAAUGCAGAAGGUAGAGAUUAGUUAAAGAACACUGUUCAACUAAAUCUUUUACUGAGGACUUUAUUUGCAUUCUUCUUUUUUGGAGCAGACUUUUUUCUUUCUUUCUUUUUUUGCGGUUUAUUUUUGUUUCCUCCUCCUUGCUCUUGUCCAUUCUGUUGUUGGGAGUCUUCAUCAUAUUUAGAAUUUCAUCCUCCCGUCCGCCGGAGGAAAUGUCUCUGUCUCCCACGACACGAGAACGGAAGACAGGAAGCUGACUCCUGCUAGGAGCGAGGCCGAGAGACCACGAAGAAGGAGAGCGAAAAGAGGAGAGAGCGGGAAAAAUGUCGUGGAAGAGGAACUACUUCGCGUCAGGUGGAGGCGGCGGAGGUGGAAGCGGUGCUGGCGGCAGCAAUGGUGGUGUGGGGAUGCAGGGGAUGUUGACGCCUCGCACCAUGACGUCCAUCGCUCCCAGUAAAGGGCUGAGCAACGAGCCGGGACAGAACAGCUGCUUCCUGAACAGCGCCCUGCAGGUUCUGUGGCACCUUGAUAUCUUCAGGCGUAGUUUUCGUCAGCUGACAACUCAUAAGUGUAUGGAGGACUCGUGCAUUUUCUGCGCUCUGAAGAGUAUCUUCGCUCAGUUUCAGUACAGCAGUGAGAGAGUUUUACCGUCGGACGCUCUUCGCAGCGCGCUCGCAAAAACCUUCCAGGACGAGCAGAGGUUUCAGCUCGGCAUCAUGGACGACGCUGCAGAGUGCUUUGAAAACAUCCUGAUGAGGAUCCACUUCCACAUUGCAGAUGAGACCAAAGAAGACAUCUGCACAGCCAGACACUGCAUCCCCCACCAGAAGUUUGCUAUGACGCUCUACGAACAGUGUGUGUGCAGCAGCUGUGGAGCGUCCUCAGACCCUCUACCCUUCAUUCAGAUGGUCCACUACAUCUCCACCACCUCUCUGUGUAACCAGGCAGUGAAGAUGUUGGAGACGAGGGAGAAGGCGACUCCCGGCAUGUUCGGGGAGCUGCUGCGAAACGCCAGCAUGGGAGACCUGCGCAGCUGUCCCAGUCAGUGUGGUCAGCAGCUCAGGAUAGCUCGUGUCCUCCUCAACAGUCCGGAGAUCAUCACCAUCGGUCUGGUUUGGGACUCCGAGCAGUCGGACCUCGCUGAGGACGUCAUUCACACCCUGGGAACCUGCCUGCGUCUCGGGGAUUUGUUUUACAGGGUGACGGAGGAGAAGGCUCGUCAGUCCGAGCUCUACCUGGUCGGCAUGGUGUGUUACUACGGGAAGCAUUACUCGACCUUCUUUUUCCAGACAAAGAUCCGGCGAUGGAUGUACUUCGAUGAUGCACACGUCAAGGAGAUUGGUCCCAAGUGGAAGGACGUGGUUUCUCGCUGCAUCAAGGGCCACUACCAGCCUCUGCUGCUGCUGUACGCUGACCCGCGGGGAACGCCGGUGUCGGUCCAGGACCUGCCCUCCCGCUUCGACCUCCACCACCUCAACAAGGCCUGUUACGACAGCGAGGACUCGGGCCGCGAGCAGUCAAUCUCCAGCGACACUCGCACCGAUUCGUCGACGGAGAGCUACUCGUACCGACAGCCCUCCGACUCGCACCAUGAGUCCCUGGCCAGUCGCUACUCUUCUGACUCCCAGGGAACCGUCAUCUGCACCGAGCGCCCAGACGGACCCCUGCACACCGAGCGCUGCAGCCUGGAUACCGUAGGCCACGUGACGGACAGUGAGCAGCACCAGUCUCUGAGGAAGGGAGGCGGGGCCGGGGAUAGGAGGCGGAGCUCUAGCCGCCACCGGCGAUCUAAACUCGACAACGAAGCCCCGUCGGCUGGUUACCACAGUGAGGGAGAGACGUUAAAGGAGCAACAGGUUCCUCGUCACCUCCCCAAACCUUCCUCCUCCUUCUCAUCCUCAACUAGUCGCCUCAGAGACUUCAAAGAGACCAUGAGCAACAUCAUCCACAGCCGACCCCUCUCCUCCUCGUCCUCCUCGUCUUUACCGGCUGCUGUCCUCGCCUCUGAAAUCCACUCCUCCACCGACAACCACCACUAUCCUGCCAUCAUUUCCUCUCCCUGCCCUUCCUCCAGUAAACCCCAUGACUGGGAGGCCGACAGCACCAGCAGCGAGACCAAGUCCAACUGCUCGGGUGGAGCGGGUUCAGGGAGAUACCGGCCAGCGUGGAGGCCCCGCAGGGAGGCACUUAACAUCGACAGCAUCUUCAAUCGCGAGAGGCGAAGGCAGGCAGGAUACAGCCCGCUCGGAGCCUCCCUGACCAACGACGGUGGGGCUCCGGCCUCAGAGGGAGCAGAUGCCUCCUUCACGGCCCAGGAGGAGGCGAGGUCUGUCAGGCCAGGCUCCUCCUGGACUCUUCCCACCACCUCCAGCAGCCAUAGAGGAGGUGAAGAUAGACCUGCAAGUGCAAGGGGAAGUGCAGGACGUGCAGAGCUGCCUCCUCCUCCUCCCCCUCCUCCCAGGCUGAUCCAGAGGAUGGAGAGCGGAUAUGAGAGCAGCGAGAGGAACAGCAGCAGCCCAGUCAGCCUGGACCUGAACUUGGGCGACAGGGAUUGUGUCGGGAAGAAGCCUUCCUCCUCCUCCUCUUCCUCAGGACCAGCAUGGCGGAACAUCAGGUCAAAGAGCAGUGGAGCUUUGCUGCAGGAGCUCAGCUCCUCCAGCAGGGGGAGCCUCGGUACGAGUCCGACACAUAAAGACCUCACUUCAUGUCUCUAUGCGCAUCUUUCCAUUGACUCUCUACGCAAUCGAACCACUUUGUGUUCUGCAGACCUGCAAACUUGUUUUCAGAAGGAAUUGGAUGCCUUACUGAGCUGCAAAAUCAUUAAGUGUGCAUGUGUUUGUCCUGCAGGUAAAGGUGAUGGCUUUGAGAGAUGCGUGUCGGAGGCGGAGCUUCUGCUGGACCAGUCAGUGCGUCUGGAGCAGGCCGGCGAGGUUGCUUCCGUGCUGUCGGCUGUCAACGAAGCCGUCUCCAGACUGCAGCUGGUGGCAGCUGAGGGCGGAGCUAGUAGUCACAGCCGGCUGCAGCGCUGCAUGAGGAGAGCCCGCAGCCUGCAGCAACGCAUGCAACUCCAGCAGCAGCAGGACUCAGAGGCAAUCAGACAGCAACCGCAGCAGCAACAGGAGGAGGGGCAGCAGCUGCAGGAACAGCCCAGUGAAAAGCCUCUCUCGCUCCAAAUACUUUUGACAGAGAGACAUGGCGUCCAGUCAGCUGCCAGUCAGGACCAACAGGCCCCGCCUCUCUCUCCCUGCCUUGUUAAGCCCCUCCCUCCCAAAACAAACUCAGUGUCUGACACCGCCUCCAGCGCCGGGGCCCCUACAGGUAUACCCAGAGACAACAGCAGGACCGGAGACCCCUGCUUUCUCUUUGGGAAACCCCUCACCAACACCAAGUCCCUCCCUGCCCUGUGCGUGGACACCUGGGAGCAGAGCCCCCUGGGAGACUUGGCUCCACCCCCUCCAUCUGAGGAGGCAGAGCAUCCUGCCCAGUGGACCAGAACGUCCCCUGUCUCCAUCCCAGCACAGGCCCUGCCCCCACCCAGGCCAUAUUCUCAAACCCCUUCACCUGUUGACACCAAUGACAGGUGUCAUCUGAUGAUGGAGGAGGCGCCUAAUUCCACCCGACAUCCACAGACCACGCCCCCUACCGCUAGCCCCAGGGUUGCCCCACUGCCAUCGUCCUACCCAGUCAGGAACUGGUCCUGCUUACACCUGGACCCACGUGAUGUUGUCGAUUCUCCCGUUGACCCCCCAAUCAGCUCCCCUCUUUACUCAACCCCAGACUCCCCUUCCAAUGCCCUCCCUCCGCCGGCUGUGAGCUGGCCCGGCCCGCCCUCCUCUCCGCCCCCCAGUCAGGACUACAGAGCAGCCCUGCCUGUGGAGCGCUGGGCGGAAAACGUCAACAGAUACUACGGCUCCCAGAAUGCAACAGGAGGGGGAGAGGCGGUGCGUAGUGAGGAACUCUCGGAGCUCUCGGAGCUGGACUCUCUGUACCAGGCCAGUCUGCUGGCUCCCAGCAUGCACCGGGGCAGUCGUGGAGUCAGUCCUCAACCAACCAACAACAAACCAGGUGUGAGGAGAAUGCUGUCAGGAUCUGGACGGUCCAAAACACCAACGGCUGAGCUCGAGAAAUACGCCUACAGAACACCCGUCACAACUCAUAAGUUGCCGUCAGGUGAAGAUGAGAGCUACAGCGCAGCUAACCUUCGACGCAUCGCCCGCAGCCUAAGUGGAAGCGGCAUCGGGUCACGACCCCAAAACCUCAGCCCCUCCGACAGCUGUGAGCCCCCCGUGCCCAGGCCCCCCCUCAGACACUCUUCCUCUUCCUCUUCCUCCUCCCUCCUCCGUCGCCCAAGCGCCUCCUCCCUGCAUGUCCCCUCCUCCUCCCCCUCCUUCACUACAGACCCCUCCUACCAUCACCACCACCACCUCCUCCAACACCACCAACCCCGACACCACGGCCCCCCAGCUCCUGCACCUCCUCCACAGCACCCUCCCAUGCAGACAUCACGGCCCCCGAACUCGGGCCUCUCCUCCUGGGGACACUCAGGAGCUGGACCGAGCCUCCAGCAGCAGUUUCUGGUUGUGUCUGACAGGCAUCCGGCUGUCUCAGGUCAAAGCCUCCACAGCAUCGCGUUGAGUUACGGCACUUUGCCCCGGGCUCCUCGCCGAGCGCCUCCUCCCUCCUCCUCCACCACCGCCUCCCUCACGAGACCCAGAGCCGGCUCCGGUCCUGCCCCCCCGCCGCCAGGUCCACAGAGUCUCUACGCCACCCUUUCCCACCCUCGCCGUUCUGCCAACACCACCACUAACGGUCACUACCGGCAGCCAUCGCUGCCCAGUAAUGUCAACGGAUCCACCCGUUACGCUCCACACCACCUCAGGGGCCCGGGGGAGGCCCCCGCCCAGCCGCUCCGCCUGGACGUGCCCCCUGAGACCGACUGGCGUCGUGAUGCCGACUACAGGACUGUCAGCUCCACCUGGGACCCCCGCGCCUCCCGCCACCACCAGCCCCUCCAGCGGACCGACUCCCACCAGCCUCCCCGGCCCCGCAGGGACCCCCAGCUCUGCUCCCUCUGCCAGCAACUUCCUGCUGAGCUCCCACGCCCCUACUGUCAGUCCUGUGGCGCAUAUGUGGCUCGAUUCCGCCAGGUCAGCUGAUCACGUCCAGGCCCGCCCCCCGAGAGUUCUGUUCCAAAUAUAUCCAUCAAGAUGAAGAUUGUUUUUUUUUGUAUUUAAAAUGUUUCUUUAAAUCCAAUGCUGCCCAUAAUCCUGUCAUCACCUUGGUGGAUAUCUCACUUUGGAAUAAAACUGGUUCUCUUGGUCUGCAGCAUCAUCUGGGGAAACAAACCGAUCGUCACUAAGACCUUUUCACAACAGUCUCCGGUAUAGUUUCUUCUCUCCUGUAUCUGUUUCCCCCCCGAGAAGCAACUAAUUCACACCAAUUCAACCGUUAUCCUCCAUGUUUUGUUCCCGGCCCGUCUCGCCCAGUCCUACCUAGUCUGGACGCCCACCACAAGGCCACAAAAUCAAACAUGAAUCACACAGACGGAUUUCCUGUUUCCAAUCUAUGAAUGUCUGCUGGAUUUAAGCACAUAUUAGAUUUGUAAUCCAGAGAAAGCACCGUGAUGCAUACCAGGACCACGAGAAGAAGGCUGACUGAUGAUGAUGAUGAUGAUGAUGAAGGACAGAACUGAAAGAACAGCAGUGUGAUCAUGAAGACAUUGCUGCUAACAUACUGUCUGUUAAAACUGAUAACGGUUUGAUCAAAAUAUGAGGAAAAACUUGCAUCAAUAAUCAAUAACUAGUUAGAGUUGUUAGUCUUCAUCUGCUGGGUGUCAGGUUGAUGAUACACGUGAGCAGCAUGUUUAUUUAAUGGUAAGAAGAAAAAACACCUGAGAGCAGUUGAGUUUUUUAGUUGAAAAAAUAAUGGUUUAAUAAUCCAAAACUAUUUUGAUAAUUGAUUAACCAUUUAAGUUACUUUCCAAGUCAAAAUACCAAAACAACUCGUCAUUCCAGGUUCUAAAAUGUGAGAGUUUGCUGCUUCUUUUGGUCUUACAUGAUAAUAACUUAAAUAUCUUUUCUUUUGGCCAACCGGCCGUCCAGAACUACUUUUAAUACUUAUUAACUCAUAAUUUAGUGACUCUGAAAUCUGCACUACACACUCUUCAAGUUAUGUGGAUCUCAUUUCAGUUUCUAUUUCAAAUGUGCCAAAACAUUUAUUUUGAAAGGUUAUAAGCAUGUUGCAGAUGUGGCAUUACUUUUUUUUUUAACUGAUUACAUUUCUUUGCAUUCAUCACAAGAAAAUCGUGAUAAAUGCUUCAGAACAAAUAAUUCCCAACAUUCACUUUGACGAAGUGUUGAGUGUUUGUUGAUUUCAGUUUAUGCAGAGCUGCAACUUAUAAAACACUUUCGUUAUUGAUUUAAUUAUUUUCCCAAUUAAUCGGUUAAUUAGUUUAGUCUAUAAAAUCACAGAGGAUGGAGAAAGCUGGCAGAUAUUCACAUCAGUGGAGCUGGAACGAGGGGAUUUUGUUGUGAUAAAAAUUACCAAAAAAAAACGAUGACGCGAUUAUCAAAUUGCUGCCACUUGGUUUUUCUGAUUGAUGUCGUGAAAUUGUAGAUACUCAGCUAAUCAUUUGAGCUUUAGUGACUCUGACACCUGGUGGGAGAAUAACAGUUUGAGAUAGUUCAGUUGAAGAUCGAUGUGUCUGUUUUCUGAUCUUCGAUGCAGCCGAACAGACGUUUAGUUUUAAAUGAAGGACAUUGAGGCACUAAAAGGAAGCGCUUGUGUCUCAGAAUAUAAAUCUACUUAUUACUCUAUUUAUUUUUGUAGGCUUGUCAGACUGAGUUGUGCAUAGAUGAAACUAUUCUACCUGAAUAUACUCUAUUACUAUAGUCUAAUUUUCUAAAGGUAGUUAGUCGCCUUGUUUGGGAUGUGGAGCCUUCUUAUACUGUACACAAGGCUGUUAGUGAUUAAUAACUAAAGCUUUUAUUUUGACAGCUAAUAUUUAGCAUGAUGUUUUAUUAUAGCCUUGAGAGACUUUGGUGUACAUUUACUGUCACAACAAUAUAUGCAGAUCUUUCUUAGCGCAGCAACUCAACUGCAUUUAACCCUAAAAACUAUUUAGUGCACUUCAGAAGUGUUGAAGAUAGAUUUAUUUCAUGUGCUUGUUGCUGGUUUCUGUCGACAGUCUCCCGUUGUUGAGGGAGAUGCUCUGCGUUUACGUUCACGGGCUUGUUUUUGUACUGAUGUCUUUAUAUCGGUUUAAUAGAUUCAUGAAGGAACACCUUUAAACGAGAAUGCUGUUUUAAUAACUUCUGCAGAGCUGAUAUGUCCUACUGCCAAGAACUCAGAGGCUGCUCCAGCUCGUCCGGUGCUCCAGCUGAGCGGAAAAUACACAGAAAGUGGAGUCAAACAUUCAUUGUGAAUCAUUUCACCUGAAGACAUUGGUAGUUAUAGUUUAAAAAUAACAAAGAACUAAAUAUUAACUCAGUUAUUCCUGAUUUAUUGAUUCUCCAUCGCUGAAGCCACAACGUCGCUCUGAACUCUCCUCUGUAUUUAGACUGACAGGAUGUCUACGUUACAGAAUAUACAUUUUAAUUGAAUUGAAUUAGAGUUCAGACCAGUCCUGAGUUCAUAAUGAUAGUGAUGAAGUUAUUUUUUCACCAUGUCAAAGUUGACGGGCUGUUUGUUUUUGCUUUGCCAGAUUUUAUUUUGUUGAUUUUUGGUAUAUUUUUUAUGCUUAUUUUUCUACAUUGUAGACUUAACAGAGAUGAUACGAUGAUUAAAAUGUUUAAAGGAAAA
Messenger RNA from Anarrhichthys ocellatus (wolf-eel), 11020 nucleotides. It is a transcript of the gene usp54a, whose product is annotated as ubiquitin specific peptidase 54a. Gene Ontology annotation, molecular function: cysteine-type deubiquitinase activity. The record is from RefSeq and is a predicted model, not a curated record. The coding region runs from base 3544 to 8376 and encodes 1610 amino acids. Gene Ontology annotation, biological process: protein deubiquitination. The transcript has 21 exons. NCBI's taxonomy places the organism in Eukaryota, Metazoa, Chordata, Actinopteri, Perciformes, Anarhichadidae.